AUGUUCCGUCCUCUUCGUGUCAUUGAUGUCUCUCCUUUUGUUGCUCAUGUGUUGAACACGCGAGUGCGGUUUUGUGCCACGGGUGGCGGGGAGAACAAUAAUAUCAAUAAUGAUAAUAAUAACAAAGAUGAAAGAAAUGGCAAAACGGGCGAGAGAGACGCGAAGGCACCCAAAAGCUCCACGCCCUCCACAGCCAAUAUUCUCUCUGGGAAGCGUUAUCCAAAGGGUUUUGAGGCCUUUUAUUCAAAAUAUAUUUUGGGGAAGAUGCCAUUUACGCGCGUACCCGCAGAAUCUGUCAAGCGCGCUUACACCAUGUCGCCUGAGGAACGUAUUUUAACGAUGAAUUUGGCGGCCAAGGCCCUCAAAUGGAAACGCAUACGCCGGAUAGGAGUUAUUUGUUUUCUCCUGUCAGCUAUUGCAAUGGCUAGAAUGUAUGUUGCGAGGUCGUACAUGGUUGGCGACAUCAAUAACUACGCGGCAGUUGCUGUAGAUUUGUCAAAGCACACGGCAGCAUUUCUUGACGAAAAGGGAAAAUAUCUGGGUGUUCGAAACUUUGUGGAUUAUAGGGCGUUUGAGGCCUCGUGUGAUGAGGGCAUGGAUAUUUUUGUUUUAUUUCAUUCGUAUUAUCCCUGGGUUCCCAUGCUGCUUCUGUGCCUUCUACCCCUUCUGGCAGCGACCAACUCGACUUUCAGCCGUUCGGCAAAAAUGGCAUCAGUUGUUGCGGAAAAGAGUCGAUUCAAUUUUAAACGCGAAAUCUCCGUUUCCACUCGUCUGGGGGAUGUUGCCGGCUUAACUGAGGCAAAGCAUGAGGUGGUGGAGGUGAUUGAUUUCUUGAAGAAUCCUGCUCGUUACCAGGCAUUGGGGGCAAAACUUCCCAAGGGCGUUCUCCUGGAUGGACCUCCUGGUGUGGGAAAAACGCUUUUAGCAAAGGCAAUUGCGGGAGAAGCGAUGGUGCCGUUUCUCAGCUGCUCAGGAAGUGAGUUUGAGGAGGUCUAUGUUGGCGUCGGGGCACAACGGGUGCGUGAGCUCUUUCGUCAAGCGCACGAGCACAAACCUUGUGUUGUAUUUGUGGAUGAGAUUGACGCCUUUGGGCGGAAGCGCAAGUCAGAGACGGGUGGUGGCAGCUCGAGAGGCACGCUGAAUGCUUUUCUCUCGGAGCUGGAUGGGUUUAAGGAUGCCACAGGGAUAAUGGUUCUUGCGGCCACCAAUCGUGCCGAUAUUCUUGACAACGCCCUCACCCGAUCGGGGCGGUUCGAUAGGAAAAUAACGCUAGAAAAACCCUCCUACAAGGAUCGGGAGGCGAUUGCGGAAGUUCAUUUGAAGCCACUGAAAUUGGAGGUGUCUAGUAAUAUACAUGAGUAUGCGCGGAUUGUGGCUGCGCUUACGCCAGGGUGCAGUGGGGCGGAUAUUUUUAAUAUUUGUAACGAGGCCGCCAUUCAAGCCGCGCGUGAGAAGAAGGAGUACGUCUCGCAACACCAUUUUCAUCAGGCGGUGGAGCGUGUGCUAGUUGGAUUGGAGCGAAGUGCGGUGAAGUUGAGCGAGACAGAGCGGGAACGCAUUGCAUUUCAUGAGGCUGGUGUUGUUAUCCUUCACUGGUUUCAGGAAAAGACUGAUCCUGUCGUUAAGACGACGAUUCUUCCCCGUGGACGUCACCGCACAGGCGUUACGCAACGACUACCGCAAACAGCGUUUAUUUCUACCCAGGAACAAUUGAUGCAGAAUUUAGCGGCGCAGUUGGGUGGAUACGUAGCUGAGGAGUACUUUUUUCAAGACGUCUCCACCAACGCGGCCGAGGACGUACAGUCCGCAACAAAUAAGGUUCGACAUUUUGUCUGUACGUACGGCAUGGACCCAGAAGCCAUUGGACACUUUGGAUAUCAAUUGGAUCGAGAAGAUAGCAUUCAAAAGCCGUUUGGUCCUGUGAAGGAAGAUCUUGUGGACCAAUCUGUUCACAAACUUUUGGAAGUGGCUUUGGGAAGCGCACGGUCGAUUCUAUUGCAAUACCUUGAUAAGACCCGCGUGGUGGCUGGGCUUUUAAUGCGGCAGGAAACGCUCACCGCACAUGAACUUUGGCUCGUCCUUGGGGACCGCCCCGUUAUGACAAGAGAGUUUCGGGGGUAUCUUGAAAGCUGA
Trypanosoma rangeli is the source of this 2133-nucleotide messenger RNA. RefSeq names its product mitochondrial ATP-dependent zinc metallopeptidase. Bases 1 to 2133 code for a protein of 710 amino acids. Gene Ontology annotation, biological process: protein-containing complex assembly; mitochondrial protein processing. The transcript has a single exon. Gene Ontology annotation, cellular component: m-AAA complex. The record is from RefSeq and is a predicted model, not a curated record. NCBI's taxonomy places the organism in Eukaryota, Euglenozoa, Kinetoplastea, Trypanosomatida, Trypanosomatidae. Gene Ontology annotation, molecular function: ATP-dependent peptidase activity; ATP hydrolysis activity; ATP binding.